Molecule: messenger RNA, 5295 nt
Organism: Pollicipes pollicipes
Lineage: Eukaryota; Metazoa; Arthropoda; Thecostraca; Pollicipedomorpha; Pollicipedidae
Product: bifunctional glutamate/proline--tRNA ligase
Exons: 8
Coding region: 114-5192 (1692 amino acids)
Biological process (GO): glutamyl-tRNA aminoacylation; translation; prolyl-tRNA aminoacylation
Cellular component (GO): cytoplasm; aminoacyl-tRNA synthetase multienzyme complex
Molecular function (GO): proline-tRNA ligase activity; glutamate-tRNA ligase activity; ATP binding
Source: RefSeq, a predicted model, not a curated record
CCUAGGUUUUGCCACCGCCAAGUGCCCAAUCCGUACGUGUUGAUCCCGGCCGGCUGUCUGGGCGCGGUGAUUGACGCUGUUCGUGGCCGUUCUCACCUCUCAUUUUCUCGCUGAUGGCGACAAUGAAGGUGCAGCUGAGUCGACAGUGCCCGCCGUUUGGCGUGCUGCUGACGGCCGAGCACGUGCGCGCGCGCGGCGGCGCCGUCACGCUGGAGUGGGCUGGCCAGACGAGUGUGGUCGUGUCUGCCGACCUGACGCUGACGGCCCCUGCCACGGUGUGCCGCCAUCUAGCGCGCCAGGCCGCCGACGCCGAUCGCCUGUACGGCGCCACGCCGCUGGCGCGCACCACGGCCGACCACUGGCUGGCGUUCGGCGCGCGGCUGGCGGCCGGCGCCGGCGCGCGGCCGCAGCUGGUGGCGGCGCUGGCCGAGUUCGACGCGGUGCUGCUGACGCUGUCGUUCCUGGUCGGCGAGGCCGUCACGGUCGCCGACUACGCCGUGUGGGGCGUGCUGCACGGCAGCGGCCACUUCCAGGCGCUGCUAGCCGACGGCGCCGUGCCGGCCAACGUGCUGCGCUGGUACCGGCUCAUCGCCGAUCAGGCCGUCACCAAGGCGGCGCUGGCUGCGCUGCCCAGCGAGCUGCGCCCCCUGCCUGCCGCCGCGCCGCCGCCGGCCGCCGCCACCGCGCGCAAGGAGGAGGGCAAGUUCGUCGAGCUGCCCGGCGCCGAGAUGGGCAAGGUGGUGGUGCGCUUCCCGCCGGAGGCGAGCGGCUUCCUGCACAUCGGCCACGCCAAGGCGGCGCUGCUCAACCAACACUACCAGAAGAUGUUCAAGGGGCAGCUUAUCAUGCGCUUCGACGACACGAACCCGCAGAAGGAGAAGGCUGACUUCGAGAAGGUGAUCCUGGAGGACCUGCAGCUGCUGGACAUCCACCCGGACCGCUUCACCCACUCGUCCGACCACUUCGACACCAUGCUGGGCAUGUGCGAGCGGCUGAUCAAAGAGGGUCGCGCUUACGUUGACGACACGGGGCCGGAGCAGAUGAAGACAGAGCGCGAGCAGAUGGUGGAGAGCGUCAACCGCGGCAGCACGCCUGAGCGCAACCUGCAGCUGUGGCGCGAGAUGCUGGCCGGCUCGGAGGUGGGGCAGCGCUGCUGCGUGCGCGCCAAGAUCGACAUGAAGUCGUUCAACGGCUGCAUGCGCGACCCCACCAUCUACCGGUGCAAGCCGGAGCCGCACGUGCGCACCGGCACCAAGUACAAGGCGUACCCGACGUACGACUUCUGUUGCCCGAUCGUGGAUAGUCUGGAGGGCGUGACGCACGCGCUGCGUACCACGGAGUACCACGACCGCGACGACCAGUACUUCUGGUUCAUCGAUGCGCUCGGCCUGCGCAAGCCGCACAUCUACGAGUACAGCCGCCUGAACAUGACCAACACGGUGCUGUCCAAGCGCAAGCUGACCUGGUUCGUCGACUCGGGCCUGGUGACCGGCUGGGACGACCCGCGCUUCCCCACCGUACGCGGCGUGCUGCGCCGCGGUAUGACGGUGGAGGGCCUGCGCCAGUUCAUCGUGGCGCAGGGCUCGUCGCGCGCCGUCGUCUUCAUGGAGUGGGACAAGAUCUGGGCGUUCAACAAGAAGGUGAUCGACCCGGUGGCGCCGCGCUACACGGCCGUGCCGGCCGACGGCGCCGUGGCGGUGACUGUGCGUGGCGUCGCCGAGCAGGCCACGCAGGCGGCCAAGCACCCCAAGAACGCCGACGUCGGCACCAAGACCGUGUGGACGGCGCCGCGCGUGCUGAUCGACGCCGCCGACGUGGACGUGCUGCGGGAGGGCCAGAACGCCACGUUCAUCAACUGGGGCAACAUCCGCAUCGACCGGGUGGUGCGCGGCGCCGACGGCGUCUCGGUGGACGCCACACCGCAGCUGGACAACAAGGACUUCAAGAAGACGCCCAAGCUGACGUGGUUGGCCGACACGCCGCGCGCGCCGCUCGUGCCGGCCGUCUGCGUCUACUACGAGCACAUCAUUUCCAAGCCGGUGCUCGGGAAGGACGAGGACUUCAAGCAGUAUAUCGCGCGCCAGACGCGCUCCGAGGUGCUGAUGCUGGGCGACCCGGAGCUGGCGCACGUGAAGCAGUCGGAGAUCAUUCAGCUGCAGCGGCUCGGCUUCUUCAUCUGCGACUCGCCGUACCGGCCUGCCAGCGUGCACUCGGGUCGCGAGAGCCCGUGCGUGCUCAUCUACAUCCCGGAUGGUCACUCUAAGGAGCCGACGUCCUCCGCGAAGGCGGCGAAGGCGGCCCCGGCCCAGAAGACGGGUGCGAGCCCGCCGGCAACCGCGCCGGCCAGCGCCAGUCAGCUGCACGAACGGAUCGCCGCCCAGGGCGACAAGGUGCGUCAGCUUAAGACCGACAAGGCGGACAAGGUCGCAGUCGACGCCGAGGUGAAGACGCUGCUGGCGUUGAAGGCCGAGUUCAAGGCGGCCGCUGGCCAGGACUGGAAACCAGGGAUGAAGAUACCCGACGCGGCUGCGGCGACGGUGCCAGCUGACGCCAACGCUGCGUCCAACCUGGCGCAGAAGAUCGCCGCCCAGGGCGACAAGGUGCGUCAGCUCAAGACUGACAAGGCGGACAAGGUCGCAGUCGAAGCCGAGGUAAAGACACUGCUGGCGUUGAAGGCCGAGUUUAAGGCGGCCACAGGCCAGGACUGGAAGCCGGGGAUGAAAAUACCAGAGGCGGCUGCGGCGACGCCGGCUGGUGCGAACGCGGCGGCCGACCUGAACCAGAAAAUCGGCGCCCAGGGCGACAAGGUACGCCAACUGAAGACGGCCAAGGCUGACAAGGCUACUGUGGAUGCCGACGAAGUGAAGACUCUGCUGGCGUUGAAGGUCGAGUUUAAAGCGGCUACUGGCCAGGACUGGAAACCGGGCGUCCAGUUACCGUCUGCGGCUCCUGCCGCCGCUCCUUCCGCCUCCGCCGGCGCCGCUGCCACCGCUCAGCUGAAUCAGCGCAUCAUCGAACAAGGCGACAAGGUGCGGAAGCUCAAGGGCGACAAGGCGGACAAGAGCGCGAUCGAGGCAGCCGUCAAGGAGCUGUUGGCGCUGAAGGCCGAGUUCAAGUCGUCUUGCGGACUGGACUGGAAGCCGGGCAUGGCCCUGCCACCGGCCGCCACCGCCGCCGCCGCCGCCGUUGGGGCCGGCGACGCGGCCGACCUCGGCCAGAAGAUCGCCGCCCAGGGCGACAAGGUGCGUCAGCUCAAGACGGCCAAGGCCGAGAAGGCUGCCAUUGACGCUGAGGUGAAGACGCUGCUGGCGUUGAAGGCCGAGUUUAAGGCGGCCACCGGCCAGGACUGGAAGCCGGGCGCGACCACCGCACCGGCCGCGGCCGUGACCGCGGCCCCCGCUGCCUCCACGCCGCCGUCCGCCGCCGCCGAGGCGCUCCAGAAACAGGUGGAGGAGCAGGGCGGUAAGGUGCGCGAGCUCAAGGCUAAGAAGGCGGCCAAGGAGCUGGUGGACGCGGAGGUGAAGGUGCUGCUGAAGUUGAAGCAGGAUUACAAGGAGCUAACCGGCCAGGAGGCAGGCGGCGCGCGCGCCUCUGGCGGCAAGAAGCCGGCGGAGAAGAAGCCGGCCAAGCAGGCGGCCAAACCCGCCGAGCCGGCUGUCGAUGACGCUACUGCCAAGAAGCAGACCCGCCUCGGCAUGGAGGCGAAGAAGAACGAGGCUCUGUCGGACUGGUAUUCGCAGGUGAUCACCAAGUCUGAGAUGAUCGAGUACUACGACGUUAGCGGCUGCUACAUCCUGCGACCCUGGGCUUACGCUAUCUGGGAGGCCAUCAAGGACUUCUUCGACGGCGAGAUUAAGAAACUCGGUGUUGAGAACUGCUACUUCCCGAUCUUCGUCUCGCACGCUGCCCUGGAGAAGGAGAAGACGCACAUCGCCGACUUCGCUCCGGAGGUGGCCUGGGUCACCAAGUCGGGCGACACAGAGCUGGCCGAGCCGAUCGCCAUCCGGCCGACCAGCGAGACCGUCAUGUACCCGUCGUACGCACGCUGGAUCCAGUCGCACCGCGACCUGCCGCUGCGGCUCAACCAGUGGUGCAACGUGGUGCGCUGGGAGUUCAAGCACCCGCAGCCGUUCCUGCGCACGCGCGAGUUCCUCUGGCAAGAGGGACACACGGCGUUCGCCACGCAGGAGGAGGCGGCCACCGAGGUGCUGCAGAUCCUCGACCUGUACCGCCAGAUCUACGAGCACCUGCUCGCCAUCCCCGUCAUCCCCGGACGGAAGACGGAGAAGGAGAAGUUUGCCGGCGGAGACUACACCACCACGGUGGAGGCGUACGUGGGCGCGAGCGGCCGGGCCAUCCAGGGCGGCACCUCGCACCACCUGGGCCAGAACUUCAGCAAGAUGUUCGACAUCGUGUUCGAGCACCCUGAGACGCAGGAGAAGCAGCACGUGUUCCAGAACUCGUGGGGCCUGACCACGCGCACGCUGGGCGUCAUGGUGAUGGUGCACGGCGACGACCAGGGCCUGGUGCUGCCGCCGCGGGUGGCCAGCGUACAGGUGGUGGUCGUUCCGUGCGGCAUCACAGCCAGCAUGAAGGACGCGGACCGCGACCGGCUGCUGGCGGCCUGCGGCGAGUACGAGACCCAGCUGAAGGCGGCGGGCGUGCGGUGCCGCGCCGACCUGCGGCUCAACUACUCACCUGGCUGGAAGUUCAACCACUGGGAACUGAAAGGCGUGCCGCUGCGGCUCGAGCUGGGGCCGCGCGACCUGCGUCAAGGCGAGUACGUGCUCGUGCGCCGCGACACGGGCGCCAAGCAGACGCACAAGCGCGAGGCGCUCUCCAAGGAGGUGCCCGCCCACUUGGAGGUCAUCCAGGCGGCCAUGUUCGAGCGCGCCAAGCGCGAGCAGGACGAGCAUGUGGUGGUAUGCCACGACUUCACCGAGUUCUGCAGCAAGCUGGACAGCAAGUGCCUCAUCCAGGCGCCUUACUGCGGCGAGAUCAGCUGUGAGGAGAGGAUCAAGAAGGACUCGGCCAGGGAGGAGGCUGUCGAGCCUGGCGCGCCCGCCAUGGGUGCCAAGGGCCUCUGCACUCCGUUCACGCAGCCGCGAGAGCUGGCAGCCGAUGCCCGCUGCAUCUAUCCCAGCUGCACCAACAAGCCAAAACACUAUACGAUGUUCGGCAGGAGCUACUAGCGCUGCAGGCGCGCCCGCAACACUGCCGGCCUCCGGCCAAAGGCCUACAUGCUGUUGGUGCUCGCACGUGCGGGCUGUUACGGAAUACACACAAUUAUGGUGA